Molecule: messenger RNA, 471 nt
Organism: Aegilops tauschii subsp. strangulata
Lineage: Eukaryota; Viridiplantae; Streptophyta; Magnoliopsida; Poales; Poaceae
Source: RefSeq, a predicted model, not a curated record
AUGGGCGGAUCUGGCCGUCGCGGCACAGCGCCGCCCCAGCCCCGUCCACCCCGGCCCCGCCCGCCUCCGCCCCGCCCCGCCCGCCUCCGCUCCGGCCUCCGCCCAUACCGCACGUUGCCGCCCCGCUCCGUCCACCUCCGCCCCGCCCCGCAUGCCGCCACCCGCUCCCCGCUCGGCCGCCGCCCCAACCUCUCUCCACCCGCCCCCGCCCCGACUCGCUCCGGCCGCCACCGCCACCCAAUGGCGCCGAAGGGCAAGUCGGGUUUCUUCGGCGUGAGGGCGAAGCCCUCCGGGAACUUCAGCAUGGAGUUCUCCGACGUCGGGCGGCGUAGGUGGCUCGACACGUAUCCCACCGCCGAUGAGGCCGCGCGUGCCUACGACGUGGCGGUGUGGCGUGCCGGACGGCCGAAGACGGACCUCAACUUCCCGGAGAUCGAGACCCGGGCGAUGGCGGAGUGGCUCGUGCCGUAG